Messenger RNA from Priapulus caudatus, 432 nucleotides. RefSeq names its product runt-related transcription factor 1-like. NCBI's taxonomy places the organism in Eukaryota, Metazoa, Priapulida, Priapulimorpha, Priapulimorphida, Priapulidae. The record is from RefSeq and is a predicted model, not a curated record. Gene Ontology annotation, biological process: regulation of DNA-templated transcription. Bases 1 to 432 code for a protein of 143 amino acids. Gene Ontology annotation, cellular component: nucleus. Gene Ontology annotation, molecular function: ATP binding; RNA polymerase II cis-regulatory region sequence-specific DNA binding; DNA-binding transcription factor activity, RNA polymerase II-specific. The transcript has 2 exons.
AUGACAGACCGCGCUGGGCGGCGUGUCGUCGGUGCUGAGGCGAGCACACGCGGGGGAGCUCGUACGCAGCGGGCAAGUCCGAAUCGUCUCUGCUGCUGUGGCUGGCCGUCGCAGCUGGGCUUCGAACAGACGCUGCGUCGCUUUAAGGUGGUGGCGCUGGGCGACGUCGCCGACGGCAGCGCGCGGUCACGGCAUCAAAGCCGGAACGACGAGAACUACUCGCCGAGCGUGCGCAACGCGACGGCGACGAUCAAGCACGCAGUGGCGAAAUUCAAUCGACCUGCGCUUCGUAAAAGCUUCAACUUGACUAUCAUUGUCGGCACCUGUCCGCCACAAGUAGCUACCUACCAGCGAGCCAUCAAGGUGACCGUGGACGGACCGAGAGAGUCUCGUAACAAGCUACGUGAGUGGGAACUUGAGUUAGGCGCCUGA